UAUACCAGUGUUUAAACUUUGCGGACAACUGCGCCGCAGCCUCAGCGGCGUAAAGAGAGCAGGAGCGUUUCCAAUGCGGUGGUUCGGAUUCGGCUUUAACGCCUUUGGACAGAUACGUGUCCACGAGAAGCUGACGGAAGGAGCGCGUGGCGACGCUAAUGAAGUCAAAGUGAGCGGUCCAACAGAGCUCACGAGCCCGGCCGACAGACCCGGCUGCUGCGUGAAGGCUGCAUGUCAGAUAAGAGCAAGUUGGAGUCGGAGAGCGUCUUUGCAUAUGGAUAGCGACAGCGGUGUGUGCCUCGCGGGCUUCCUCUCCAGUGACGCAUGCAGCGGGCUUCCUUUGUGGGAGAGCCGCGGCUGUAGAGACGCCCUCAUCGGCGAGUCGUACUUGACCCUCGCUUUCUCGGACCGACUUGAGUCCUGGGAUCUGCAGAAGGAAGAGAAGACUCCAGCGUGGAGCAUGGAAAUUAAAACACCCCCCGAGAGCUCUGGAGCCUCUGUGGGUCUCCCGUUGGUUCCGGGGGGCUACAUCGCCACGAAGCCGCCCCUCUACCGCUCCUUAUCGCCUCAGCUGAGAGCCAAGUGUCUGGCACUGAGUUCAGAGCAUGCCAUCCUCCUCAGUGCCUCUGGAGCUGUGUACACAUGGGGACUGGGCAGUCAUGGUCAGUUAGGGCACGGAGGCCUCGGCUCUGAGGAGGAGCCCAGGGCGGUGGAGGCACUCUUGGGGAUGCCCAUGAGCUGUAUAGCUACAGGAAGCUGGCACACUGUCUGUAUUAGUGAUGGGGGUGAUCUCUACGUGUGGGGAUGGAAUGAAAGUGGCCAGCUUGGACUUCCAUCACGAGGUCUGAGGAAAGCACUGCAGCAGCAAAGUAGCCAACAAGCAGAAGCACUGCUUCAAGAUGCCGGCACGUCUCCCGUCAAAGAGCCUCAUGAGGGAGAACAGGAAGAUGUAUUCAUAUCAAUCCAGGCAUUCCCGGCUCUGCUGGACAUCACGCCGUCAUGUGACAUCAGAUCAGUCAGCUGUGGGUCCCGUCACACAGCUGCAGUAACAACCACAGGGGACCUCUACACUUGGGGCUGGGGUGACUAUGGCCAACUUGGACACCAGACUUUAAUCAGUUCAGAUGAGCCCCAGCGGGUGGAGUUCUUCAGGGAGCAGCAGAUGCAUGUGGCUGACGUAGUGUGUGGGUCAUGGAACACCUUCGCUGCUGUCGCCAAGAAGGAAGUAUCUUGUUCUUAAAUAUAUAAUUGAAUCCCCUUUAAUAAACGUGGACGCUGGACAAUAUUCCAGGAAGUGAAUUAUUACAACAAAAGACUGAAUUUAUUUUGUGAUGUACAAGUUCUUGUUUGUUCUAUUAAAAACAGACAACUUCAUAAAUGAGCACUUUUUGAAAGUAUUUAAAAUGUUCUUUAUAGAAAAAAGAAAAAUCAUAAGUUUUUAUAUUUUACAAAGGAUACAUCAAAUAGUUAAGGCAAUAAAAUCUUUAGGUGGAUAUAAUUUAAGGCAAAUCUUUAAAAUUCUCGUUCUCAUUGAAAUCUAAAGACCAUUUCAGAGUUAAAAGUAGAUGUAUUUCCUCAGCCGGCUGGAGUUCUUCACAGCACAAUCUUAAAAGAACUG
Pseudoliparis swirei is the source of this 1618-nucleotide messenger RNA. RefSeq names its product RCC1 domain-containing protein 1-like. The transcript has 8 exons. Bases 74 to 1240 code for a protein of 388 amino acids. The record is from RefSeq and is a predicted model, not a curated record. Lineage: Eukaryota; Metazoa; Chordata; Actinopteri; Perciformes; Liparidae.